Cyclopterus lumpus (lumpfish) is the source of this 591-nucleotide messenger RNA. It is a transcript of the gene igf3, whose product is annotated as insulin-like growth factor 3. Gene Ontology annotation, cellular component: extracellular region. Gene Ontology annotation, molecular function: hormone activity. NCBI's taxonomy places the organism in Eukaryota, Metazoa, Chordata, Actinopteri, Perciformes, Cyclopteridae. The record is from RefSeq and is a predicted model, not a curated record. The transcript has 4 exons. Bases 1 to 591 code for a protein of 196 amino acids.
AUGCACUCCUCAUGUCGCCCUUCCGCCAUGCUGAAGGUGGUGUGUGUUCGGAUGUGUGUGUUCUACUUCACCAUGUGUCUGGCCGGCUGGCCGCUGUCCUCGGAGGCAGCCAGACUCCGCUGUGGCAGGGACCUCCUCAGCGACCUCAUAUUCGUGUGCGGGGACCGUGGAAUCUAUAUAGGUAGAGGUACAUGGUCUGGUUACGGGGCUCGGCCCAGGGGGAAGGGGAUAGUGGACCAGUGCUGUCGGGGGGCUGGCUGUGAACUUCAGCUUCUGGAGAUGUACUGUGCCAAACCAAAGAGCCAGCAGCAGUCGACCGCCUCCCCAACCACAACCACGGCACCUCAUACCACGACACAGCUGGACACGACUCAGCAGUUCCAAGCCGUGUUUCAGAAGAGACUCUCUGAGCACCUGGGAGCUCCCAACAGUCCAAAGAGGGAAGCUUACAGAAAGAAAACACAGCCUUCCCCUCGACGGAAAAGCAAAGUUCCAUCAUCUCGCAGGAGGAUUAAAACAAAGACCACAACCGGUAGGCCUCCUUCGACCUCUGGGCGUCCUCUUCAAAGAAUGAUGACCGUUGAAUCGUGA